Molecule: messenger RNA, 2577 nt
Organism: Tricharina praecox
Lineage: Eukaryota; Fungi; Ascomycota; Pezizomycetes; Pezizales; Pyronemataceae
Product: Mechanosensitive ion channel-domain-containing protein
Exons: 8
Coding region: 1-2577 (858 amino acids)
Biological process (GO): intracellular calcium ion homeostasis; calcium ion transmembrane transport
Cellular component (GO): membrane
Molecular function (GO): calcium ion binding; calcium channel activity
Source: RefSeq, a predicted model, not a curated record
AUGUCGACACCUACCACAGAAUGGGAGAGAUCCCAACUAGCAUACCCAACCGACCUCCAACGUCCGCCUGCCUUGGACACCUCAGGACGGCCAUACACCGGCGGAAACGCCAAUGAUCGAUUUCCUUCCGAGAGCACGGCCGGAACAUAUGGGUCGAGCGUCUACUCGCCCUCACGGGCGAGGGAGGAGGCCCACCGACCCUUCGACGAUCUGGAGCUCAUGAAAGCCGAGCGAGUGGCUUCCAAGAGCUCCAGAGACAUAUACCGAGCCAGCAGCAAAAGAGACAGGGAUUUUGCCGCGAGGCCAGACACUACAUCGGACGUAUUGGAAGAGGAGACGAAUCCAGUGCAUAAAACUGGGAAACCAUGGAAACCUCCGACACAGCCGGCCACAAAAUUUGCGAAACUCUUCAAGAAGGUUCACGAAUCAUCGUGGGUGGUACGGUACUUUACGUACAUUGUGCCGGUGGCGUUGGUGUUGCUCAUCCCACUUCUAGUGACAGCAAUUCGGUAUCCCGAUCAUACCACCGGAGGGGUAUACACCAAAUGGUUUAUGAUUUGGCUGGAAGUUGUCUGGUUGAGCUUAUGGGCUGGAAGAAUCGUCUCCAAACUUAUCCCAUAUCCCGUGGGGAUUUUCGCCAGUGCGGUCACCAACGGCAGUAAGAAGUGGCGAGACAUGGCCCACAUGCUAGAAGUCCCAACGACGCUGUUCUUUUGGUGGCUCUCCAUCUAUAUCUCCUUCCUGCCAAUAAUGAAACACAACCACGCGGACGGAAACACCGAUACCCAGUACUGGGAGAAGAAUGCAAAUAUUGUAUUGUUGUGUCUGUUCAUCGCCACCACCUUGAACCUGGCCGAGAAGAUCAUCAUUCAGCUCAUUGCCAUCUCCUUCCACAUGAGGACCUAUGCCGACCGUAUCGAGCUCAACAAGUUUCAAAUCAGCAGUUUGGCAAAGCUGUACAAGCAUGCUAAGCAAAUGGAGAGAGACUUUGGAGAGAUGAACGAGAAGGUUGCUCAACGUAACGGGGCUGUGACGCCAAAGGUUGCGUUGCUGCAGGCCAGACAGGGUGCCCAGCGUGCGUUCUUGCAGAUCGGAGACGUAGUGGGAAAGAUUGCGGGUGAUUUUACUGGCAAGGAGGUCAACUCCAGCACCUCGCCUCAACAAGUGGUUCUCACUCUGCUUCAAACGACAGAAGGAAGCAAUGUGCUCGCUCGCCGGCUUUACCGCUCGUAUGUUAAUCAAGACGAGGAAAACGUGCACGCAGAAGAUCUGUUAGGCGCAUUCACCGAUGAUGAAGAAGGCGAAGCCGCAUUCUCAAUGUUUGACCGCGAUCUGAACGGCGAUAUUUCUUGUGAAGAGAUGGAACUCGCAUGCGUCGAAAUCGGUAGGGAACGAAAAGCCAUCGCGGCAAGCUUGAAGGAUUUGGAUAGCGUUGUCGGCAAGUUCGAUGACUGCCUGACAUUCAUCGUUGCGAUCAUUGUCAUUCUGGUCUUCCUCUCUUUGAUCUCGAAAUCGACGGCUGGAGUACUCACUUCCGCGUCAAGUUCAAUCCUAGCUCUUUCUUGGCUUUUCUCGGGAACGGCGCAGGAAUUCCUUGCGUCCCUCAUCUUUGUCUUCGUUAAACACCCGUUUGAUGUCGGUGAUCGAGUUGAUAUCUACAACACCGGAGCCGGCACGAUUGACACUUUCUACGUCCGAGAAAUCGCCCUGAUGUACACCGAGUUCAAGAAGCUGGAAGGAGCCAUCGUCCAAGCUCCCAACUCACUCCUCAACACUCUGUUCAUCCUCAACAUGCGCCGAACCGGUGGACUAGCCGAAGCCAUACCCAUCGUGUGCAAAUUCGGCACGACACUUGCCCAAAUCGACGAGCUCCGCGAACGACUUUUGGAGUUCGUAAAAUCCGACAAACGCGAAUACCAAGGCAAGAUCAUCACGGAGCUUAGGGACAUCCCGGACAUGCACAGCGUCAAGCUCAACGUGGUAUUCUUCUACAAGAGCAACUGGCAAAACGAACUCGUACGUCUGCAGCGGAGGAACAAGUUCAUGUGCACCCUCAUGUGCAACAUCCAGGAGCUCGGCAUCGAAUCGCCGAAUAUGAGAUGGCCUGGACAGAAGCAGAGCGCCCCGAUGUACCUCAGCAAUGCUCUCCCCGAGCAGUUCGCGUCUCCUAUCCCCAACCCCUCGAUCCCCCCGCCUACUUUCGCCGGCCCCUCCGCGCCAGUCGAUGACUUCCCCAAUGCUUCCGACAGCUUCUUCGGGGCACGUAGAGGCUCAGCGACAACACUUGAGCGUGGCGGCUCCAUUCGGGGCCGCAAAGUCGACUUUUCGCUUGGUGUGAAGGACAUGGUAGCCAUGGACGAUAGUGGUGACGUUUGGGACGACCGACCCAGACGGGGACUAGUUCCAUCGAGCAGUCUCCGCCGUGUGAUCGAGGAAGAGGAAGCAGAAAUAGCAAAGACCACCAGCAGGAGAAUGAGCUCGCCGCCUAUGCCAAUGCCUGUGAUGCCGGUUCCACCGCCGCCGGUGACGGUGACGCAGAGUACGCCGAGGGAGGAGGUUGAGAUGAAGAUGAUUUAA